Messenger RNA from Electrophorus electricus (electric eel), 1782 nucleotides. Its product is annotated as cytochrome P450 4B1-like. Lineage: Eukaryota; Metazoa; Chordata; Actinopteri; Gymnotiformes; Gymnotidae. Gene Ontology annotation, molecular function: monooxygenase activity; heme binding; oxidoreductase activity, acting on paired donors, with incorporation or reduction of molecular oxygen. The record is from RefSeq and is a predicted model, not a curated record.
AUGCGUGCAUUUGAGCAGUUUCCAGGGCCACCUGGCAACUGGUUAUUUGGACACGUGAAACAGUUACGGCAAGAUGGAACAGAUUUUUCGAUAAUAACCAAAUGGGGAGAACAGUAUCCCUAUGCCUUUCCAUUGCAGUUUGGCCCUACAAGUAUUUAUUUAACUAUCCACCAUUCUUCAUAUUUGAAGACCGUUCUGGCAUCAGCAGAACCAAAGGAUAACAUUGCAUAUACCUUCCUCACCUCUUGGAUCGGAGAAGGUUUACUUGUUUCUGCGGGACAGAAGUGGUUUCGCCACAGAAGACUUCUCACUCCUGGCUUCCAUUAUGAUAUCUUGAAGCCUUAUGUAAAAUUAAUGGCAGAUUCAGCUAACAUUAUGUUGGACAAGUGGGAAACCUAUGCAAAAACAGAGCAGUCCUUUGAACUUUUUCAGCAAGUUAGCCUGAUGACACUGGACAGCAUAAUGAAGUGUGCUUUUAGCUACAACAGCAACUGUCAGACAGAGAGUGGAACCAACCCUUACAUAAAGGCAGUGUUUGAGCUGUGUUAUCUGGUGCAUCUCCGGUGGCGUUGGUUUCCAUAUCCCAGUGAGACUAUAUUUCAUCUUAGUCCACAUGGCUACAGAUACAGGAAAGCAUGCAAAAUUGCACACAGCCAUACAGAGGAGGUUAUAAGAAAGAGAAAAGAAGCUUUAAGUAAGGAGAAGGAACAAGACAUUCUUCUGAAGAGGAGAAAUUUGGACUUUUUGGAUAUUCUACUCUGUACUCAAGAUGAGCAGCAGCAGGGCUUGUCGGAUGAAGCGAUCCGAGCAGAGGUAGACACAUUUAUGUUUGAGGGACAUGACACUACAGCCAGUGGCAUCUCCUGGAUCCUGUAUAACAUGGCCUGUUACCCUGAGCACCAGCAGAAAUGCAGAGAAGAGAUCCAGGAGGCCCUGAAGGGAAAGGACAGUAUGGAGUGGGAGGACCUGAGUAAAAUACCAUACACUACAAUGUGCAUUAAGGAAUCCUUGCGUUUAUAUCUUCCUGUGCCCGGAUUGGCACGAAAGUUGACAAAACCCAUGACCUUUUUUGAUGGAAGAACAAUCCCUGAGGGUUCUCUUAUUGGCAUCAGUGUUUAUGGAGUCCACCGAAAUGCCACAGUUUGGGAGAACCCCAAUGUGUUUGAUCCACUACGAUUUCUGCCAGAGAACACAGCUAAGAGGCCACCCCAUGCCUUUGUGCCUUUCUCAGCUGGACCAAGGAACUGCAUCGGGCAGAACUUUGCUAUGAACGAGAUUAAAGUGGUGGUAGCAAUGACACUGAAGAAGUAUGUUCUCAUCAAGGACCCAGAGCAUACUCCAAAGAUGGUCCCUCAAAUAAUCCUCAGAUCUCUCAAUGGAAUAUACAUCAAGUUGGAGCCUCUGACACCCAAUAAUUUAUUACUGCUUUUAUUACUACAACUGCUGUGGAGAAAAGUAGACCAGCAGCAAGAAGAAUCCCCUUGCUACAAGCCUGCAGCCAAGGUCUGGGUGGCCACAAAGAACGACCAGCUCCAAGGAUCACCACCGAUGAACCUUGAAGGUGGUCCUGCUUACACAUUGUGUGCUCUGUUGGACUCGCAACAAAGAGUUGAGCAGCUGCAGUACCUUGUGGACUGGGAGGGGUACAGCCCAGAAAAAAAGUUGGCACAGAAAAAAGUGCCAACUUCCCAAAUCCUGGUUCCCGACCUCACAGCCACACCUACCCUGUUGCCGUUUAAUCAUUUACUGAUCAUCGCCAACACCUGUUUCUUCUUUUACUAG